Molecule: messenger RNA, 1944 nt
Organism: Adineta ricciae
Lineage: Eukaryota; Metazoa; Rotifera; Eurotatoria; Adinetida; Adinetidae
Source: the annotation of a GenBank genome assembly
AUGGGAAAGCAUCGUCAUAAGAAAUCAUUUUAUGAUGUGGACGACGACGAUUUGCAUUCAUCUCGUAGAGAUAAUCGUCAUCAUCGACGACGACACUCAAGUGAAAAGCAAAACGAAAGAAGACAACGUGUACCAUCGAUGUCCUCGUUCGUUAAUAGUAAGACUGUUGAUGACGACGAAGCUGCGCUGCAAUCACCGCCAAUCAAAAGGCAACGAUCAUCAUUAAGCGGUUCGCAGUCACCUUCAAAGGUUCUGUCACAACUUAUUGAGAAUCCAGAAUUUCUAGCGAACGCAGGCCCGAAAGCAAAAGAAUUUGCCGAAACAGCUCGACAAUUACUUGCUAAGCCUGACCUCGAUCCAACCACACAACAAAUCAUCUGCGCUAUGGCUCAGGCUGCAGUCAAUGUUGGAAAACGACUGAAUUCGUCGUCUUUAUCCUCGACACCAGCUGAUCAGUGUGUUGACGACAUCAGUAUCACUAAUAGUACAACUUACUCAUCGACUACUCUACUAUCUCCAACUUUAUCGACAACAAGUAGUUCAUCAGCGUCGACUACGCCUCAACAACAAUCUCAUUCUAAUGUAUCGCGUGAAGAAAGUAAAACGCCAACGGAACCAGAAAGCGAUGAAGAUAUUUUGAUUAAACAAAUGAUUGAGCGUGCGAUGAAGUUAACGCAACAAGGUGAUACUCGUCAUGCACAACAUUUACUUGGCGUUAUUCACGAGAAGUUAUCCAAUAAACGAAAACGAGAAGCAGUAGCUGCUGCUGGCAGUGGUGCUAUGGUUACACCCUUUACGAAUAGUAAUGACGAUGAAAAACAUAAAGGUCAAGUAACUAACGAUUUUUAUGCGUUACCAUCGAUGUUAAAUGAAGAAUUACAAAAUAAUAUCGAACAUAAUGCACUCUCAUCAUAUGAAUCUGAACAAACGAAUGAUUAUCAGAAUACAUCUUGCUUUUCAUACCCACCACCACCAUUACCACCUGCUCAGCCACCACCUCCGCCACCGCCACCGAUUCCAGACACAAAUGUCGCAGCAUCUCUGUCAAUUACAGUGCCACCUAUUGAACAAGUACAAGAACUGCUGGCGAAUCCUUCAGAAGUUCAAGAUAUACUGAAAAAAUUGUUUGCUCCAAAUGAUAAUGUGAAAGUUUCGCCUCCUGAAGAACAUCAAAUACAAUCUCAUUUAACUUCACCAUCGGCGUACUAUUCUCAACCCCCAGCUCCUUUAAUCAAUAGCUCGUUUUAUCCCCUGCCUCCUCGAUCGAAUAAUCAUAAUCAACCGGCACGUUUACCAUUGCCGCCGCUGCCUUCACCGCCCGCAGCAGCAGUAGCGGCAGGCCCUCAGCCCUACAAUUCUUCACUUGCUUUCAUGCAAGGAAAUCGACGGAAUCUACCGCCAUUGCAAACGCCAGAUCGAUGCUUCUCAUCAUCAUCCAGCAGUAAAAGCAACAAAUCAGCACUACCACUCCCAUCACAACAACAACCGCAAACAACAAAUCGUUCGUUCUCGUUUUCAUCGUUGACAACAUCAACGAUACCACCAAACAGUAAUGGAAUUAAAUCAUUACUUCCCACUUCAGCGCCGCCUCUUAUGACAAUCAGUCCUACACUACCGUACGGUUCAUCUGUACUCACACCGUUCGAGACAAUUCCAUCCCGUUGGUCAAGUCCGAACGAGCAGCAGCCAAAUCUUCAUGCAUUUUGGUGUGCUACAUGCGCGCUUGGUUUUCCUCAUCAAAUCGUCUAUCAAGAACAUUUACGCACUCAUGUUUCAUGCAAUGUGCCUGGCUGUUCAUACACUGCGUCGGAACAACUUGUUCGUAUGCAUUAUCAAAACAUGCAUGAAAACAAUGUACGCAAUCGAAUGAAUAAUACUACUUUGCAUUCAAAUCGUCCAAUACAACCAUUAUUAGAUCAACCGUGGCCUUUAAUGCGGAUGUAG